GUACAUACAAUUUAGUAGCGGCCGAAACGUCGCAGCGUAAACACGAGAUUAUGGGUCCUCCGCAGAACGCAUAUACAAAAUAUUAGUUGUAGAAUGUGCACCCGAGACACACAAAAAAAACACAGUGAGAGAGAGCAAGCGAGCGAGUGACUAUAUAUACAAAAAAAUAAGUACACACCACACAGCAAGAGACCCUUGAUUCCCGAGGAAGUGUGUAACCCGUUGAUCGCGCGUUGAACGGCUCCAUUAUUAAGUGCGCGCUGUGUGUUGUGAAUACACACCUUGUUAAUCCGUUUCCGGUUGUUAUUGAGUUGUGUUGAUCUUGUCCCCGAGAAGUCCGUGACGCGAAGGUUUGCCAGAGGUGAAACACCCAGAGGAAGAGUGACCCGUGGAAAACAUUGUUCAAUUUAAACAAAGAUUCGCGCGUGAGACAAAGGAUUAUAGGUAGAGUGAAGUAUUGUGUCUAAGGGCACAGUUUUGAAUCAUCAGAAAAAGUUGCAACGAAACAAAAAUUACAACGAAUCGUGCUGGAAAUGAUCAACCUGCUGAAGGUUCCUGCCCACGCACGGCACCAGAUGUCCAGCGGGGAAUCGACGUGUCGUCACGCUCUUGAUCUGAUGUGACUUUAAAGAAGUGCAUAAUGUCCGCAGCAAAACGUUCCCACCAUCAAGUGCACAAGAAAAAAAAUGUUUCCCCGUAGCUGACCUGGUGUCUAGAGUUGUGUUGGAAUGCACUCAGCGCAUUAUUGUUUUUUUUCGCGAGCGACAAAAAAGAAAUACACAAUCGAAAGGAUUUAGUGCUGUGAAGAAGUGACGUAGAGCAAACAAAAACGUAGUGUUCCAAAAAAUCUUACAGGCAACGCGUGUGUGUGUACGCGCAAGAAGUGUUCCAAAUGUUGUCUUGCCUGGUGCCGCCUUGUUUCGGACAGCAGGAGGACAGCAGCAUAAUGCCAUCAUCCGCCAAGUUCGCCCUCCAGUUUCCAUCGCUGGCAUCCGGGCUGCCGAAAGACGAUGAAAGCAACACCCCACAGACUGAUUGCUUCCUGCAGUGUCCACAGUGUCACCAGCCACUGCAGGGGUUUCAGGCACUGAAGGAGCACAUCGAAACGGUGCAUUCCAUGAUCAAACAGGAGCAUAACUCGGCGACACCAUCGCCCCCACUAUCAGCAUUCUAUCAGCAAUCGUUCCAGCCAAUAGGUGCUUCGCUCCCAUCGCCACCCGUCUCCUCCUCCGCGCUGGACGGCAGCUGCAACGAGUCGACCUCGCUAGCGGCGACUAACCACAGAAGUAGUAGUAGUAACAGCAGCAGCAGUAGUAGCAGUCACAGCAGUAGCAGCAGUAGUAGAAGUAUCUCGGCAGGUGGCAGCUUCGGUGCCGCCACUGCGGCCGUAAUUGCCGCCGACGAAGGUGGGCGGUCUAUUAGCCCAACAUACAGCAACAGCAGCAGUAUUGGUGGUGGAAGCAGCAGUGGGGUUGGUGGCCACAUCAGCAAUAACGGUGGAGAACCCUACGCAUGCUUACAAUGCUCCGCCUCAUUCCCGAAUCGUGACUUACUUGAGAAACAUGAGCUGAUGCAUGUACCUAAUGCUCUGGUGUGCUGCAAAGUGUGCCACAAGCAAUUCGCCAACGUGUACCGCCUCCAGCGCCACAUGAUCUCCCACGAGGAGUCGACGCUGCUUCGUAAAUUCAAAUGCACAUCCUGUGAUAAGGCGUUCAAAUUCAAGCAUCACCUGAAAGAGCACGUGCGCAUCCACUCGGGGGAGAAACCGUUCGCGUGCAACAAUUGCGGCAAGCGGUUCUCCCACUCCGGGUCCUACUCGAGCCACAUGACGUCGAAAAAGUGCAUCAGCAUGGGACUCAAACUGAACAACAACAACAACAACAACAAUAGCAGCAAUGUUGCGAACCAUAACAACAACGGUAACAGUCCCAAGAGUGGUCGUCGAUCUGGAUCUGGAUACCUGCCUGGGGGUAGUCCUGAGACGGUUGGUUUCAGCAGUGGAGGUCAGUUAUUACCUGGUGGUGGAAGUGGCGCUUCCUGCUCGAAUACCAAUGGUGGUGGACCGAACGCGAAUGCGUUCCUCCCCAUGCUCCCGAAGUAUCCGCCAAGCUAUGAAGCCAUGAAUGCUGCCUUCCUGGCUUCAUUUCAGAAUCCGUUCUACCCGAUGGCUGCCAUGAAUCCAGCCUGGGUAGGGGGUAUGGAUGGCUUCCUGCUGAAGCAGCAGGCCCUUAUAGCAGCAUUCAACCCCAAAGCGCAUAGCGCAGCGGUAAAGUCUCCAAGUGUGCAUUCGAGCGCGGAAGAUAUGAUCGAGGAAGUGAUCGAAGACGGCAACGAGGAAGAGGAACCGCGACUUGUGAUGGACGUUGACGAUGAACAGGAUGAGGACUCGGAUAAGAAAGACAUCAAAGUCGAUGACGACGAGGAUGAGGAUGAGGAGCUUGAACGGAACGAACGGCAUGCAACUCCGCCAUCUCCGCGGGUAGAGAGCACCCAACAUCGGCAGCAACAGCUUCCUGCGGAAGCGUCUACUUCCGACAACGACUAUCGUAACAUCUUGGACGAUAUGAAGCAGAAGAUCCUCGAUGUGGCGCAUCGAAUGUCUGCCGGCGAUCAAAUAACGACUCACAGACAACCCAGCCCAGCGGUCAAUGUCGAGAGCAUACCGAUCAAAAUCGAACGACCAGAGUCGACCUCUCCCGAGCUCAACAUCGAUAGUGAUCAUCAGAGUUCUGCGUCGAUGCGAUCAGCUUCACCUGAGGUUCAAAUCAAGCGGGAAAUGAGAGAUGAUGACGAGGUGGAGAAGCCCACGGAACAAACACCGUCGUCGCCUGUCCUUCAGUGUCAACAGUGCAAAGCAACUUUCAAUCAUCAAACCGAGCUGGUACAGCACGAACAAGUGCUGUGUCAAUCGUUGAUGGGUCAAAACCAAAUGGUGGCGGCGGCGGCGUCGGCUUCCCAUGCUUAUCUUCCCAUGAACAGCUGCAGUGAAGACGACGGGGAUUUCGAUGGUUCCAAGUCGGCUUCCGAGCGUAGCGGCGGAAAGGUUCGCGUGCGCACUGCCAUUUCGGAAGAGCAACAGAAUGAACUGAAGAAGUAUUUCGCGCUAAACAACAAGCCCAAUCGGGAAGAAUUCCAGCUGAUUGCGAAACGGGUUGGGAUGGAGGCACGUGUGGUACAGGUUUGGUUCCAAAACAAUCGCUCCCGGGAGCGGAAGAUGGGUGGUGGUGGCAAUCUAGCGAAUGCGAGAUUACUGAUUGCAAGUGAAAUGCCCGGAUCCCCGCCGAAUGGCGCUUCCGUGGGAACACCAGCGGUGACACCCCGAGCUAUGGAAACCGAUCAACCGCUGGAUCUAUCGAUCAAAAAGACCGAUUCCAUCCCGUCAAGCUCACCCCGAUAUGGCACUGCCCCUGCGACCCAACAACACGAUUCCGCAGCUUUGCUGGACGAAGCAAUGAAUCUCAGCGUGAAGUCAUCCCGCAGUUCGACGCCGUACAAAGGUUUCUAUCCCGGUUGUUACAAUCAGUUUGCCACAGAAGCGACAAGUCGGCAGACUCCUUCACCAGAGGCUGCGCCUCGUCAGCACCAAAUUCGUCCUGCGGCGGUGCCCACAAGCUAUCCACCAUUGGCAUCGGCGACGAGCAACGGUUUCGUCGGGAUGGACCGACUCCUGCAGCAGUUCUCCCCCGAGAUGGCCCGAGCCCCCAUCCGUGCCGAUAGCCUCAGUCCGGGCUCGGAGAAACGAGCCUGGCGUGACCUGGAGCAGUACGAAGCUGCCAUGAAGCUACACCACAGUCAGACCUCGGUUCCGUACGACGACCAGAAGCUGUUCCAGAUGCAGUCGAUGCUGAACGUUCCCAAGCGGGUGCUUUACUCGGCGGCGGCAGCAGCAGCAGCUGUCGCUGCCAACACCGGCAAGGAGUUGCCCGAUGCCGAGGGCCAGUAUGUGUGCGACCAGUGCGAUAAAGCGUUCAGCAAACACAGCUCACUGCAGCGGCACAAGUAUGAACAUUCAGGUCAGAGGCCCUACAAAUGCGUCGAGUGUCCAAAGGCAUUCAAACACAAGCAUCAUCUGACCGAGCACAAGCGGCUCCACAGCGGCGAGAAACCAUUCCAGUGUGGCAAGUGUCUCAAGCGGUUCUCCCACUCGGGCUCGUACAGCCAGCACAUGAACCACCGCUACUCGUACUGCAAGCCCUACAGGGAGGAUAAAUCAAACGCCUCCUCUUCCUCCUCCCUGUCGCAUCAUCAUCCGCAGCACCGACCAGGGCGGCGUGGUCGGCGGGUGGGAGCCGGAGCCGGCUCGUUGGCAUUCUCCGGUCAUCCACACUCUCAACCUCAUCCGCCGCCACCGCCUCCGCCUCCUUCCGCUCUAGGUAUCGCACCACCACCCACGGGACAGUUCCAAUCAUCACCACUGCCGGUUUCGUACUUCGAUCGGCGACUGCUGAUGGACAGCUAUCUCAACACGAGCUUCCUAACCUACGGCGCUCUUCUCAAAAGAUGCUACCAAUGUCGUUCGCGAGGUGAACUAGGUAGCUGCAAGGAUCCGUUCACCUUCAACGCAACCCAGGUGGAAAACGAGAGGGGUGUGAGCGCGGUUCCGUGCGCGUCCGGUUGGUGCGGAAAGGUGAUAGAGGGGCAAGGAUCAUUCAGAGAAGACGACUACGACAUGGCCACUCAACGAAUGUGUGUGCAGCGGGGUCCAUCGGAUUCGGAAGAUCGCUGCGCGUACACGGUGUACAAUUACAAGAAAGUGUACAUGUGUUUCUGCCAGGGGGAUCUCUGCAACGGUGCAAUCGGCUCCAGCAUAACGACGCCAGCAACGAUACUCGCAGCGCUUGGCGGCGCACUCGUGAUGCUGGUCUAUCGACAGGAUCUCGUAACCCGCAUAUGUAUAAGCUGCCAAGAGAUUGUUCAACUAAUAAACACCUUCAGGGCGUUUUGUCAGCAAAGCGAAGUUUUGCUCGCCCAGCGAUGGUGCGUACUCGACUCGGACAACUGGGCUUGUCCCGAUAAUACAAUCAUUUUUCGGCAAGCAACGGAAUUGGUGCGACAGCACCUGCACCGAAUUGAAGCCUUCUCAAGUCAGAACGAUUGUAUAGAUAACAUCAAAAAAGGUCUGCUGGAGGUAGAAAAUUAUCCACAAGAGGAACAUUAUCUCGAGCCUUCCAUUGCUGACGCUGUUGAUGAGACGUCGGAAUUUUUGAAUGGGAAACAAGGGCAUACAGUUGAAUUGCUGUUAGAAACAGAACAAAGUGCAGAAUCGAGAAAAUAUGGCAUCAUCGAGGAAGUUAAUUUUGAGGAUUCUGAUUCGUGCCAGGACGAUGAACAAGGUCAUGAAACGCCCGAGAGGGCGAAAAGGGGUCGUGUGAAAUCCGCCAACAAGAGCGAUCGUCCGGAAAAAGUUAUCUGCUCCAUUUGUGGGGAACUGGUAUCACAGCAAGGACUCGAAGGGCACCUCAAUAGGCAUCUCGGAGUGCAACCAUUUGCCUGUGACAUUGAAGGAUGUGGAGCUAAACUGUACUCCAAAUUUGCUCUUCAGCAACACCGCAGCAGACAUAAGUCCACGAACCGGUACUACGACUGUGAGGUGUGUGGGAAACGCAUCAAGGGAACCGCUUACUGGUUGAUUCAUCGGAAAAUACACACCGAUGAACCCCGGUUUCAAUGUGACAUCUGUGGGAAGAAAUUUAGACGAAAAUGCAAACUAAAGGUACAUUCAACAGUUCACUCGGGGAUUGCGGAAUUCCCUUGUGAAAUAUGUGGGAAGUAUUUCACUGUGAAGCAUAACCUCACGGCACAUUAUAAGCUGCACAUGAAAAACGGCACGUAUCCUAAGGAUGCGGACUUCAUAAUGCAAUCGCAAAAGGAUUCGUUUGAACUGUUUGCCACAAUAGCUGCAGGCAAAUGCCGGCCGAUCCUCGUGGUUGAAGCGUUUGUGGCUUGCCAGCGCCAGCUCGUUGACGGCUUCCUUACCGCAAAUAUCACAUGUAACCGGUCCACCGGCAAGACACCGCUUGAGGUGAUUCUGGUAUUAGCUCGAGAACCUGGCACCUUCCGCACGAUGUCGGCUCAACAGUUCUCGCUCCGGUGGAACAACUACACCAAUUAUAUCACAGGGGCAUUUGAUUCGCUGCGCUAUGAGGAGGAUCUCGUAGACGUCACUCUCUGCUGCGAAGGACGCAAAAUUCGAGCGCAUAAAAUUCUGCUAUCAGCUUGCAGUGCUUAUUUCAAGGAAAUAUUCAAGGAAAACCCCUGUCAACAUCCGGUGAUCAUAUUCAAAAAUGUUAAAUACAGCGAUCUAAUGUCGAUCGUAGAGUUUAUGUAUCAAGGCGAGGUCAGUGUUGUGCAGGAAUCAUUGCCAUCGUUUCUGCACACGGCCGAGCUACUGUCUAUCCGUGGACUGACGGAUAACAGUGGCGACACGAGGCAGCAGCAGGCUCAGCAGGCCACGUCCUCUAUAGCCCAACAAAUCAUCCAAACCCAGAACCAGAGCUUGCUGGAUAAGGCAACGAUUACGACGGCGGAAUCCGUUUAUCUCACCUUGCCGUCUAAUUCCACCAUUGUUCAUCAACCCGCAAAAUUGCUGCAAGCUCAAAUACAAACAGCUCCUCAAAUUCUCAACAAAACCAUCAUCAAGACAACCCCCGCCGAGAUGCCAGCGUUGACCACUGCUGGAGCCACCAUAACCGUCCCGAUUUCCCAACCACAGCAGCAGACUAUCGCAGCCAAGAUUCAAGUUCAGCCCCAGCAGGUUGUGCAACAGCAACAGCAGGUUCACGUGCAAACACAGCAACAGAUUCAGACGCAGCAGCAAUCUCAGCCCCAGCAGCAACCCCAAGCAACCACACUUCAGGAGGUGGUCGAUAGUGUCGUCAGCCAACCCAAGAAGAAAAAAAUUAAGGUACAACAAAUAAUCACCUCGACCCCGAACCAAUCGAUAACGGUCUCUGGCGGCGCAGCGACUACCGCAACUGUCGUUACGACUCAGGUUCCGCAGAGUGCGAACCCAGGGGACACGGAAAUUUACGAAACAUCGACCGAGACGUAUCACAUAACUACCACCAAGGCAGAAUCGGAGGAAAAUCGUGUCCACGAACGUGAACAAGUUGUAGAAUCAUAUGCAGAAUCGGCCCAAACGGCGGGCGCUACGAUGAAAAUGGAAAUACCGGAAUUCGUAGAUUGCAGUGAAAGUAUCAACAUAACCAAUGCGAAUAAUAACACCUACAUACAAGAGGAAAGCUAUGAAUUGGUUGGCGAGAAUAUCGAGGAUAAAGACGUUGACGAUGAAGAUAUGAAUCAAGAUGGCAUCGAAAUGGAAGCCUCGGAUAUGGAUAUGAGUCGCAUAUUCCAAGGAGCGACGGACGAGCAAACGAAGGCGAAUCUUUUGCAAGACGCUGAGCUCCGAUUCCGCUGCAGUAUCUGCUGGAAGGGCUUCAAGCAUCCGAUGUCACUAACCCUGCACAAGGAUCUGCACUCGGGAAAAACCAAGUGUCCCGUGUGUUUGCGCUCGUUCUCCCGCAGCUACGAUAUGCGCAUUCACUUGAGCAAGAUUCAUAAGAUUACGCUCAAGCUAGACGCUAAGUUGAACAUUAAGAACAUCACCAACCUGAAGUAAGGAGGGAGAAUAAGAGGGAGAGAGAAGAUGCAUUUAUGUGAUAUCGUUUUUGACGAUUCUAAACUUUGGGUACCAUGGCUGAAGGGAUCUGUGUCUCUUCGAUAGUUCUUUCAUUUUUCGAUUUGAUGUCAGUUACUAUUCAAUUUGUGUGUCGUCUAUUGUGAACUCUGAUUUCUUUCGAAACUUUUCAAACUUCGUUUCACUAAUAUCUUAUGUGUCUAUAAUGGAAUAGAAGACGAAUAAAUUUUAACUAAUUUUAUUUUAUCUCAAACUUCACACAGUUGCGAUUUCGUUUAAAGAAUGCAAUAGGAUCCUGUAAGUCAUAGUAUAUUAACACGAUGAAUAGGAGGAUGAAUUAGGAGUUAUCAGUUUUAUAUUAUAUUUUAUGGAAUAGUUGCUUCCUAGAAGCGUGAAAAUGUGAAACAUUUCAUUUCAAAUUAUUUGUCUCAGUUAUACCCUAGUAACUGAAGUUAACUUGCAAGAACAACAAGCACCAAUGUUGCUGCGACCUUCGACGCAGAGUGGCGAUUCUCGCGACACAAAGCUUAGACUGAUGAAGUUGAUAAUAGACUAUUUAUUGUAAAAUGAAUUCUUAGAGCAUAUUGUAGAUUGGAUGAUGAAAAAUAAACUUAUCCAAGAAGUCUGUCAA
This is a messenger RNA of Toxorhynchites rutilus septentrionalis, 8267 nucleotides long. RefSeq lists its product as uncharacterized. The record is from RefSeq and is a predicted model, not a curated record. Bases 893 to 7618 code for a protein of 2241 amino acids. Lineage: Eukaryota; Metazoa; Arthropoda; Insecta; Diptera; Culicidae. The transcript is spliced from 16 exons. Gene Ontology annotation, biological process: regulation of synaptic transmission, cholinergic; sleep; positive regulation of voltage-gated potassium channel activity. Gene Ontology annotation, molecular function: protein binding; RNA polymerase II cis-regulatory region sequence-specific DNA binding; DNA-binding transcription factor activity, RNA polymerase II-specific.